AUGACUUGGGAGACGAUAGCCGCCCAGAAGCGUGACCUACUCAAAGCUUCCAUUCCGGCCGAGUGGGUGAUUCCUCAGAGUAUCAUGCCGCCCGAAAGCCAGGAGGAUGUCACCGAUUUUCCAAAGACGUCAGGCUGGUUCACCGAGCGUGAGUUGGAGAUUACUUCGACACCGGCAUCGUUGCUUCUCAAAAACAUGGCGACUGGAUCAUGGACUUCGGAAAGCGUAACCCGUGCGUUUUGCAAAGCCGCUGCGACGGCUCACCAGUUGACUAACUGUCUGUCCGACAUGUUCUUUGACAAGGCGAUAGCUCGGGCACGUGAGCUUGACGCUUAUUGGAACACGACAGGUAGGGCAAAGGGGCCCUUGCAUGGCCUCCCCAUUUCUCUUAAAGACAGUAUCAACUUUAUCGGACAUGAUUCCACCAUUGGAUUCGCUUCACUGGUCAAUAGCCCGGCCACUUACAACAGUACUUUGGUCGACAUCUUGCUCAAUGCUGGCGCAGUGCUUUAUGUAAAGACCAAUGUCCCUACCGCAUUGAUGUUCGCCGAGUCCGUCAAUAACGUCUUUGGUCGCACGGUUAAUCCACGAAAUCGUAGAAUGACCCCCGGUGGCUCUUCCGGGGGUGAAUCCGCAUUGAUUGCUUUGGGAGGGAGCCGGUUGGGCGUGGGGACAGACAUUGGGGGGUCACUUCGAAUUCCUGCCGCUUGCACUGGCAUAUUUGCUUUGCGGCCUUCCUUUGGCCGAUUUCCCACCGCCAAGUCCCGUCCGGGUCUCGCCGGCCAGGAAGCUGUGUGCGCUGUGAACGGUCCCAUGGCAUUGACCCUAGAAGAGGUUGCGCUAUGGGCCAAGAUCAUCGUGGAUCAGCAGCCUUGGCUUCAUGAUCCUAAAUGUCUACCCAUUCCCUGGCGGUCAUUGAGCCUGAACCCUACUGUCAAGAUUGCAGUCCUCUGGCACGAUGGGCACGUCACCCCAACACCCCCAGUCGCUCGUGCAUUGGAGCAAGCUGUCGCGAAGCUGAAGCAAGCCGGCCAUGCACUCGUUGACUGGGAUCCCAAGUGGCAUCGGAGUUUACUGUCCCUCCAUUCUCGCAUGCUCGCCGCAGAUGGCGGGAGAUCGGUCACAAACUUGCUUGCACCCACGGGAGAGCCUCUUCGAAAGGAGCUGGAGGAAAUUUAUGCCCAGGGAGUGGAACUCGGUGCCUAUGACAUGUGGCAACUUCAAUUAAAGCGCAAUAUCAUCAGUGGCGAGUACCUCAGCCAGUGGAACGACAGCAACAUCGAUGCUAUUCUAUGCCCCACAACACCUUACAGUACCGUCGAGAAUGGAAAAUUUGCAUACCUUGGAUAUACAAGUGUUUGGAAUGUCCUAGACUACCCUGCUGUCUCAUUUCCUUGUGGGGUUAACGCCGACAAGGCCAUUGAUACAGUGUAUGCUGCAAAAGAACCACUAAGUCAAAUUGACGCUCAGGUUCAUAAUGCGGACGGUGUCCAUGGGAUGCCAGUCAGUCUACAACUUGUUGGGCGUCGGCUGGAGGAUGAAAAGACUUUGAUGAUGACUGAGGUGGUCCUGAAAGCAUUACGACAUAUGCCCAAAUUCGUGAAGAACCCAGGCACCGCUCGUCUCCUUGUGGAUACCACGGUUCACCGAGUAAGGUAA
This is a messenger RNA of Clonostachys rhizophaga, 1659 nucleotides long. The record is from the annotation of a GenBank genome assembly. NCBI's taxonomy places the organism in Eukaryota, Fungi, Ascomycota, Sordariomycetes, Hypocreales, Bionectriaceae.